AUGGUUUCAAUGGAGGUCGCCAGCCGCUCAGGCGGUGCCAUGACGCAACUCUUGCGACGUUCCGGUCCUAAUGCCAUUCGAUCAACCACCGUUGUAUCUAAUAACACAAGGAGAAACUUCUCAAGCGCGAAGCCUCUUCCCCCUACCUACGAAAAGCUAUACACCAAGUACACCGAUGUCCGUCGAGUUCUCGGCAAGCAGCGUCUGACCCUCGCCGAGAAGAUCCUCUACAGCCAUCUCGACAACCCUGAGGACUCCUUGCUGAACAACACCGACAAUGGACGAAACAUCCGCGGGAAGGCCAAUUUGCGCCUCAAGCCCGACCGUGUCAACAUGCAGGAUGCUUCUGCUCAGAUGGCUAUUCUUCAGUUCAUGUCCUGCAACCUCGCCAAGCCGGCAAUCCCUGCAAGCAUUCACUGUGACCACUUGAUUGUUGGCUCCAAGGGUGCUGAGGAUGAUUUGUCUGCUGGUAUCCAGACUAACAAGGAGGUUUUUGACUUCCUUGAGUCUGCGGCGCGCAAGUACGGAAUGGACUUUUGGCCUCCUGGUGCUGGUAUUAUCCACCAGACCGUUCUUGAGAACUAUGCUCUUCCUGGAUUGAUGAUGCUUGGUACCGACUCUCACAGCCCCAAUGCUGGCGGUCUCUCUACAAUAACCAUUGGCGUUGGUGGUGCAGAUGCUGUUGAAGCCCUUGUCGGUGCUCCAUGGGAACUCAAGGCCCCCAAGAUUUUGGGCGUGCAACUUGUCGGCAAGCUGAGCAACUGGGCUUCUCCCAAAGACGUCAUUCUCCGGCUUGCUGGCCAUCUCACAGUCCGUGGUGGCACUGGCUCUAUCAUUGAGUAUUUUGGUGAAGGUGUCGAAAGCCUGAGCGCCACCGGCAUGGCUACUAUCUGCAACAUGGGCGCCGAAGUCGGUGCCACAACGUCUAUCUUUCCUUACACCAAGGCUUCGGCUAGAUACCUUGACUCGACCCGGCGAUCUCAGGCCAACAAGAACAUUGAAGCUCUGGAGACCUUUGCCAGCAACAGCUCCGACCCUGAUGCUCGAUGGCAAUUCAAGGCCGAUGAGGGCGCUGAAUACGACGAACUCAUCACCAUCGAUCUUUCGACUCUCGAACCUCACAUUAAUGGCCCUUUUACACCAGAUCUGGCCACACCACUCUCUAAGUUCAAGGAAGUUGUGAAGGAACAGGACUGGCCCCAGGUUCUUUCUGCAGGUCUCAUUGGUAGCUGCACCAACAGCUCUUACGAGGAUAUGACCCGUGUCGAGAGUUUGCUUAAGGAUGCCAAGAAGGCUGGGCUAAAGCCUGCUGCCGACUUCUACAUCACUCCCGGAAGUGAACAGAUCCGCGCCACGCUUGAGCGCGAUGGUACCCUUGAGACAUUCCAGGAGGCCGGCGGAAUUGUUCUCUCAAAUGCCUGUGGUCCCUGUAUUGGUCAGUGGAAGCGACAGGAUGGCGUUGAGAAGGGCACAAGCAAUGCUAUCCUGACCUCGUAUAACCGAAACUUCCGUGGCCGAAAUGAUGGUAAUCCUGAUACCAUGAACUUUCUGGCCUCUCCCGAGAUCGUCACCGCCAUGGCCUUCGCCGGAUCCACUACCUUCAAUCCUGUGACCGAUAGCAUCAAGACACCUGAUGGCAAGGACUUCAUGUUCUCUCCUCCUCAUGGUCUUGAGGGUCCCCAGACUCCUUUCGAGUCUGGCAACGCCGAGCUUGGUGUACUAUCCCAGGCCCCUGACCCUAACACCAAGAUCGCCAUCUCUCCCACUUCUGAGCGUCUGGCCUUCCUUGAGCCCUUUGCCCCUUUCCCCUCGUCUGAUCUCUCUGGCCUUCGUGUUCUUGUCAAGGUCACAGGCAAAUGUACGACAGAUACCAUCUCCGCAGCCGGCCCCUGGCUCAAGUACAAGGGCCAUCUGCCUAACAUUAGCACUAACACCCUCAACACCGCCAUCAACAAGGAGACUGGUGAGGUCAACGCUGCCUAUGACCUCGACGGCUCCAAGCACACUAUCCCUGAGCUUGGCCAACUCUGGAAGGAACGUGGUCAAGAGUGGCUUGUCGUUGCUGAGCACAACUAUGGUGAGGGCUCAGCUCGUGAACACGCUGCCCUGCAGCCUCGCUACCUUGGUGCCCGUGUUGUUCUGACAAAAUCGUUUGCCCGUAUUCACGAGACCAACCUCAAGAAGCAGGGUGUUGUACCUCUGACCUUUGAGAACGAGGCUGACUAUGAUAAGAUCGCCGCUGGCGACGAGGUUGCCACUGUCGGUCUGUAUGAGAUGCUCCAGAAUGGUGGCAAGGGCGAUGUUCAACUUCGUGUCACUAAGGCCUCUGGUGAAGAGAUCCUCAUUCCCACUAAACACGCUGUUACCAAGGACCAGGCUGGUUUCAUUCUUGCUGGCAGUGCUCUCAACUUGCUGUCUAAGGGCAUAUAA
Messenger RNA from Fusarium mangiferae, 2430 nucleotides. RefSeq lists its product as uncharacterized. Gene Ontology annotation, biological process: tricarboxylic acid cycle. Gene Ontology annotation, molecular function: 4 iron, 4 sulfur cluster binding; aconitate hydratase activity. Gene Ontology annotation, cellular component: mitochondrion; cytosol. NCBI's taxonomy places the organism in Eukaryota, Fungi, Ascomycota, Sordariomycetes, Hypocreales, Nectriaceae. The coding region runs from base 1 to 2430 and encodes 809 amino acids. The transcript is spliced from 3 exons. The record is from RefSeq and is a predicted model, not a curated record.